Molecule: messenger RNA, 508 nt
Organism: Funneliformis mosseae
Lineage: Eukaryota; Fungi; Glomeromycota; Glomeromycetes; Glomerales; Glomeraceae
Source: the annotation of a GenBank genome assembly
AUGGUCAAGUUAUCCACAAUUAUUUUCAUCUUCGCGGUCAUUGCAACAGCCCAUGGUGUUGCUGUGGUGAAAAGGGAUCCACCUCGGUCAAUAACCGUUGAGAGCAAAUUUGUAUUCUGCAUAUUCCUUCCAAAAAAACCUGGUGAAAUAAUCGGUAAUAGCGAACAGGAUGCUAUCCCUUUCUGCACCAAAUCCAGUCCCAAUGCAACCGGUGCCAAAAUUUUCCCUUCCGGAUUCAUCAAGACAGCGUUUUUCAAGAAAGAAGCUGAUUUCGUCCAAGUCACUGGUACCAUUGAUAGAACUAAAUACAAAUUGAAGAAAAGUGACGGAGGAGGUCAAUAUGACAUUAGAGCUCCUCUUCAUGCAAAUUGUACCGGGUUCAAGAAUUUUGUGAACAUUAUUGAGCCUGACGAAAACAUAUUCUGUAUUCGUUGCUGCAAUGACAUCACAAAGUGCAAUACUUCAAUAAGUACUAAAGGAUGCAAAUCUGUCGUCCAUGGUCAUUACG